Messenger RNA from Tricharina praecox, 4140 nucleotides. RefSeq lists its product as uncharacterized. The transcript has 5 exons. NCBI's taxonomy places the organism in Eukaryota, Fungi, Ascomycota, Pezizomycetes, Pezizales, Pyronemataceae. Bases 1 to 4140 code for a protein of 1379 amino acids. The record is from RefSeq and is a predicted model, not a curated record.
AUGAAUGAGCUUGAAGUUGCCGAGAAAGACCCCGCGGGUUCAACGCUGGCGCCAGCUGCGAAGCCCGCGGAACCGGCCAAGGAGGACUCGGAGGAGGUGGCACUGGAUCUGGUAGCAGAACCGUCGAUUGAAGUAGCUCCCCUGGUUCCGAAGCCUCGACCUUCGGAACCUGUCCAAGACCCGGUAAAAGUGUCACCUCAACUCACCCUCGACAUUAAUCUUGGCAUUCCCGAUGUGGCUCCCCUGCAGUGGCCUUCGGGGCUGGAUUCACUGUCUCCAAUUCAUCGAACGUCUCCCCCGUUGCCGCUGCCGAAACGGAGCUUGCGAGCUAAACCCGCUCCGCCGCGUCCCAAGAGCGUUCACAGUAUCAUCACUAGCGAUGGCUCUCUUACACCAUUGGGCUCAGAGUGCGGGGAGUGCGAUGACUGUACUUCCCCUGUUCGGAAUGUUUCAGAUGCUUCAACAGUCAAGCCUUUACGGUUCACAAAGGUGAGCAAACCGCAGAUGAUUGACGUACCCAAAUCGGCAAACUCGGCGUCCAAAAUCGAGCUACAGCCGGUAGGCGCGCCUGAAGAUUGGUUCAAUCCGGAGGUCUCUGCCAAAGGGACUAGCUUGAAACGAAAAUACACCAAGCAUGCAGAUUUGAUCUCAAUCCUUUCGGCUCCCAAGACCAAGAGUGUCCGCUCAGAGGAACGAAGCCGGCGCAGUAAGGGUCGAAAGCACGUUGAUACCAUGACGUUUGAUGAUCUUCUUCAGGAAUUUGCGGAGGAAGAGGUGAAGUAUAUGCGCGAGCUCCGUGCUCUGGUCGAGGAUGUAGUUCCUAUAUUAUUCCAGACGGUAUUAGUCCGCGCAGACAACGACCUCCGCCGGUCAUCCUCUAUCAGUAGUACUGGUACGUCAGCCACCGCUAGCAGCCGCAGUUCUCGGACUGGAUUCUCGUCCAACCCCACGAGGCCGAUUGUGGACAUGGGGAUAUCGCUCGAGAGGUUACGGACACUUCACGACAGGAUUCCAUGCCAUAGCGCAGACCAGCUUCUCGCAUGGGCCGAUGAUGCGCGGAGAGUGUAUGAGGAGUAUCUUUCUGUGUGGCGCAUGGGGUUCCAGGAUGUUGUCGUCAACAUGACUCCCGGCCCCGACGAGGAGGAGUACGAGCGAAAUGCCAAAGACGCAAUCAGAAAAGGCCCCGAAAACGGCAGGGGAGCACAAGGAAAUAUGCGCUUUGAGGGAGAUCCGACAACAGUCGAUGUGGCCUUCCUGCUCAAGCGUCCGCUGGUGCGUCUGAAGCUGUUGGCGAAGCUUUUCAAGCGAAUUGACUACAUCAAUUCAUCUCCGUUGGCCGCGUCACUCUCGACUUCUUUCCACUCUCUCGUCACGAUGGCUCGGAGGAAGAUCUCAGAAGAGAAAGCUCGCAUUGAAGAUGAGGCUGCUGCUUCGCUGGACACUUCGAGAGCCUGCGAUAUCCACACCUUGCAGCCACGACGCGACGUAUGCCUCGACCAGAGUCGUCGUGUCAAGGCCCGUGACAGUUUCGCCAUGCGCCUCUACCACUCCUCCGAAGAGCUAGUCGAACGAACCAUCGAGCUCAUCUUGCGUGAUCCCUCACCCAGAAGCAGGUACUCAGAAGGCGAGAUCCUGUUUGUUGAGUUUGGGGAGGACGCGACCAAGUGGCUGCUUUUCCCUCCAGUUCCCAUGUCAGCUAUCUCGGCUAGGACUGGUGACGCAGCGGGAGAGAUCGUCGUCAUGGUGCGCGGCACAGAUUCUGACUUGCAAGAAUGGAGGGAGGUCAUGGCAUUAGCUUCGUCUACGGCGGCAGGGUUUGAGUGGGUGCAGAUGAUGGGUCUCGUGCCUAUCCCUCCAGAAGGACCAUUCUCAAGGGAGCUCAUACAGCCAGCGUUCCUGGAGACGGUGAUCGAAGAGUCCGUUGUGUCUCGUCUGUACCCGCCAGCGCAACCUCGAAAGCGGCAGACGCGAUACGCUCCGCCUCAGCCCAAGGUUAACGUAUUCGAUUUCCUCGAACCUGAAGCCGAAACCUCCGCGGAGUCAGAGGCUGUUCAAGAGCGCGCGGAGAGCGUGGCAGAAGUUGAUGAAAAUAGUGAACCCGAGCCCGAGCGCGAAGCUCCUCCGGUUAUUGAGUAUCCAGAAUGGUUACCCCCGGAUUUCUCACUGACGCUUCUCCACCGCCCCAGUACGUACCAACUCAUGGGAGGAGAAUUUUUGGUGCCCAACAUCGAGUUUAGGGUGGAGCCACAGAACAAUACUGCUAAAGACGUCGCUCGCUCGCCAUCGUUACACACUUUGUCGGACGUUGGUCGAUCUGACUCUUUUACGCCAAGUACCAAGUCCACCUCAAGCAUCCAGCGCUCGCGUAGGGCUAGCCGACCGCAUUCGAGAAAUAAGUUAAUUAGCGGGAAGAAGGAGAAAGAAACCGCGGAGGAAGCCAGGCAGCACAAUCUGUCUAGGACUCGAUCGGUGCAUCAUCUCGAUGAGGAAGGGAGGUCGUUGUCCCCAACAGCGGGGAGCUCCGCCAACCCCAUGGACAAUAUCCCCAAGCUCUCGCCCAAAAGUGCGACGCCUAGUGCGAGUGAAUCCGAGGGGGAUGCGCCACCUCCCGUGCCUCCGCAUCGUACACCAACAAAUGCUAGCCGUAGCAAGCCCGCGCCGGUAGUCACGUCUCCACGCUCCGGUAAGGGAGGCUAUGGUGGAAGGCGCCGUACUUCGAGUCCACUAAAGCACGAGUACGAUCCUUCUUCUGCAUCCAACUCUGAAGCUGAGCACGCGGAACGUCGCCACUCGGAGGAUACCGAGGAAUAUACUUCGUCUUCGGCAUCCGAAUCCGAAUCCGACGAAUCCGACGAUGCUGUGUCUUUGUGCUCGGAGGAGGAAGAUGGCGAAUAUCCCCCGCCGAUGAUCUCUAUUCCAAGACGCCUCUCGAGGCAGCCGUCUGGACAAGUCUCGGUUCCCCGCCAACGAUCCACUCCUACCACCACCGACGACACAGAAGCAGAUGUUUCAGGAAGCUCUACCCCAAUCGGUAGCAAGUUCAGGGCUUUCCUCUUCACUUGGUCAACCAACCAGUGGCAGAAGAUCUCACCCGACGAAUGCAAGAUUGUGAUCACGCCCGGCCACCUCGAAGCAUUUCAUUUUGCGGGAUCCUCAUCGUCAUCCCAUGGAUCAUCGAUGGGUUCUGGCGGCAUGUCAAAGGAGCCAUCUUUUUUCGCAUGUGACCUGAAUGCAGCCCUUCCGGUCCGACGUGGUACAGCUGUCGACAUUUCGAUUCGCACACCCGGCAAGAAAGGUAUCAAUACUAUGCUUCGGUCACGUUCACCAAAUGAAUGCGAGAUGUUGUUCAACGCAAUCAAUGCCCAUCGUAUCAUGCCGCACGAUUAUCAGCAUCCUCUUACUAGCACGGUCAGCUCCCUGGCACUGUCAUCGGACAUGGGUGCCACUAGCGAUGCCUCGACAACAAUCGUAGGGGGGAGCAUCAAACGUGGAUUCGGAGGCUGGUCGAGGUCCAAAUCAUACCGUGCUGGAGGCGCUUCGAACCCCAGUCUCGUCUCGUCACCGUCCGAGACCAGCAUCUCGUCGGCGUUCUCCCGCUUCCGUCCUGGCAAGGUGUUCAAGAGUUCUCCUCUUGGCUCAGUUGCUUCGAGCUCAUCUUCGAUGGGUGAUAGCUCCCGCGGAGCAACUCCCGUUGGCCUGCCGAAAGUCCCUGGAGUCGAGAAUAGCGUCGUCAUGAUGUCUCCUAUGAAGAUUCGUCUGUAUCGCCGCGAGAACUCCCAAAAAUGGCGCGAUCUGGGUAACUCAAGAAUCAAUGUGUUCAAGCCGUUAGAGGGACAGAGGGGCCUAGGAAUCAAAGAGGACGACAAGCGUGUGGUCAUCACCAGCAAGAAGGGCGACAAGGUCCAUCUAGACGUUGUCCUUGGCGAGUCUGCAUUCGAGAGAGUCGCCAGGACCGGCAUUGCCAUUAGUAUUCUUGUCGGAGAGGGCGAGGCGGACGGCACUGGCAAGCCUGGACAUGUUGGUGGAAUCGGAGCCAAGAGCACGGUUUACAUGAUGCAGGCACGUUUCCCUUGUGCUAGUAUGAAAGGAGAGGCGGAAGCUGCUUACAGCUUCUCUAUCCUCGGAAAAUUGCGCUAUUAA